Penicillium cataractarum is the source of this 1161-nucleotide messenger RNA. RefSeq lists its product as uncharacterized. NCBI's taxonomy places the organism in Eukaryota, Fungi, Ascomycota, Eurotiomycetes, Eurotiales, Aspergillaceae. The coding region runs from base 1 to 1161 and encodes 386 amino acids. The transcript has a single exon. The record is from RefSeq and is a predicted model, not a curated record. Gene Ontology annotation, cellular component: fungal-type vacuole.
AUGAGACUCUCACGGCGCGGGCUCGGGAAGCCCCAGCCGUCAUUCAUCUUCCUCUUGGUGGUGCUGCUGGCCAUUGCUGCUCGUGUGGUUGCGAGCCCGGCGGACGAUGCGAAGACGACUUCCGCUACAACGGAUGCCGCCCAGACCACCGCUGAUCCCUCCACCACUGAUAGCACCUCUAGCGCGAGCACUUCGUCCUCCUCUUCAUCGACGUCGACAUCCAAGUCCACCUCUAGCACGACUUCCUCUACGUCUACGACAUCUACAACCAUGUCGUCUACAACAACGACUUCCUCCUCGUCUUCCUCAACCUCUUCUACCUCCAGCGACAGCACAUCAACAACUUCGUCCGUUUCCACAACAACGGACUCAAUCUCCUCGUCUUCAACCUCCACAUCCGGCGCGGUCGUAACCGUCCCCCCUACCGCAAAUGCGCCGUACAUGCAAACCACAAAUGUCCCCGAGGGCACGGUGUUCAUCGCCGUUGGUGCAAUCCUGGGCCUGAUCGGGCUGGCGGUUCUCGCCUGGCGCGGCAUGGUCGCAUGGUCUGUCAACCGCUCAGUGCGGCGCGCAGCCCUAGCACAAACCUCCGAUAAGAAGCGACUCUCGCGACGUGGCGGCGGCAGGAAGCGCUCUCACGGUGUCUACUCCUCGGCACCGGGCAACGAUGUAUCCCUCGAUAAGCUCGGCGCAGCCACCCGCGCAAGCUACAAGCCCUCGCAGCGGGUCCCCAGCACGAACAGCGGGUUGUUCUUCUCGCCGACGGCUGGCGGUGCCGGAUCGCAUCAUAGUCUCAAUAAUGCGGGUAACCGUGGUUCGAGUUACCUGCCCGCCGGGUACUAUGCUGCCGCCGGUACCUCCACGCCGGUAAGGGAUGCAAACGCCUCGCAAACAAACAUUUAUUCUCCCACUGCUGGUCUGUCCUCGCCCACUGGAUUCCAUGCAGGUUCUUCCCCUUCAUUGCCAGCGGUCGGUAGCUACCCCGAGAUGCCGCAUACACGCCACUCGCAUCUUGGCGCUUCCACCAGCUCGCUAAAUCUCAACCAAGCGCCGCAGGGUCGCGCGCCGAGUGCAUACUUGGAGGAUCUGUUCGAAAGCCAUACAUCUCCCCGUCAUUCCGAGUCCGGUCUUGGUCGUCAACCUGACUCUGGUCGGCGAUGA